CCAUACUUCGUUGUGGCUUCACGUUGCUGCUGCUCCUGUGGUGAUUCUCGGCUUCGUGCCUUUGUCUCCUGCCUGGUACGCACCAGCCAUGCAACUCCUUGACUGCAUGAAACCAUAUUGUAACGCCACCUACCUCACGCCACCCCGUUGAGAGCAUCGCCGCGAGGCUGCAGUGGACUGAAGCGCGGCGGAUUGGAGCCCUGCAGGACUGAAGAGACAGACGCAAACAGGAUCUACCAAAUUUUCCUACAACAUGACUACAAGAGUAUAUUGCACUUGCUUUCCAAGUCUUCUCUUCUUACCGUCUCAAAAUUCUCUCCAGGCUCUUUGUUGCUGCUUCAAUUUGGAGUUUUGGACCUACACGCCACGGUUGCCCUGCCCGCUGCCCUUCUCGCCAUGUCUGCCCCCGCAUCCCAGCCUCCUCCGCCUCCCCCGGAGUCCUGGAAUGAGGACCGUGGGCCCGCCUUCAAGGCUUUUGCCAUCGCCAUGACAGUGGUUACAGUUCUUUCAAUCGUUCUCCGCUUCUGGUCCCGAAGUCUCGUGGCCCCGCAUAGUCAUACCAGAAACCAGCGUCGCUUCUGGUGGGAUGACUGGGCGGCUCUGGCGUCUGUGCCGUUCAUCCUCACCAUCUUCGCCUUGGCGUUCGCCUGCCUCCCGCUCGGACUUGGCCGCCACGUCUGGACACUCGAGACAGAACACUUGUUCACGAUUCUGAAGUUCAUCUUCAUCAUCUACUUCAUCUACGAUGGCGCCCUGUUCCUGACUAAGCUAUCUGCAUUGCUAUUCUUCAGCCGCGUUUUCCCCGCGCAUGCCAACUCAGCUUGGUUCAACAUUAUCCUCUACGUGACCCAUGGCCUCAAUGUGGCUUGGUUCCUCGGCAUCGUCUUUGGGACCGUGUUCAUGUGCAAUCCCAUUGCUAGGAACUGGAUUCCCAUGCUUGAAGGUACCUGCGGCUCGACGACAGGCCUAUGGUAUGGCAGCGCGAUUCCGAGUGUUGCUAUCGACCUCAUCAUCCUGCUAUUGCCCCUUCCAAAGACCUGGGGCCUUCAGACGAGCCUGGCACGGAAAGGCGGCAUUGUGGCAAUCUUCCUGCUGGGAUACUGUGUCGUCGUCGUGUCACUUGGACGUUUGAUCACCCUUGUGAAAUCCGGAAAGGCGCUCGACGACGACAUCACCUAUGAGGGUAUGCCCGUCAUCUACUGGGUGGCCGCCGAAUCCCCCAUUCUCCUCCUUGGCAUUUGCCUUCCAGCCAUGUUGCCUUUGGGCCGCCACAUGGCCAGCUCCUACUUCUCGCCUCUCAUGAGCAAGGCAUCCACGCUAUUGAGCAGCCGAAGAAGUGCCAACCGCAGUGGCAACUUCUCCUCUAUCCCGGGGAAUCACAGCGUCCAGUCAGGCAUCGCCAAAAAAAGAAGCAAUCAUGAUGCCGAUAAUGGAGACACGGAGCUGGGGAGUGUGUCCUCCAUGGAUAGCCAGCGUGGUGUUCUGCGCGUGACCCCUUACCACGACGCCCACACGGCCCGGGUGCGCGUGGGAGACGCGGGAGACAGCCUUGGCCACGCUCAAGUUCCUAACCGCUCCAUCCGGGUUGAGAAUGCUGUCACGGUCAGUCGGCAGGGUCUGUAGGAAGUAGGAGAUGUCUAGAUUGUGAUGGAAAUACUUUGCCGCGUAACACGUCGCUACAGUGCUAUAGGAUCUAGCUUGUUCAGAAUCUCGUCAUGUUGUAGCUAGGUAUUCAGCUUUAGUACUCUACUAUAGU
Molecule: messenger RNA, 1756 nt
Organism: Canariomyces notabilis
Lineage: Eukaryota; Fungi; Ascomycota; Sordariomycetes; Sordariales; Chaetomiaceae
Exons: 4
Coding region: 397-1623 (408 amino acids)
Source: RefSeq, a predicted model, not a curated record